Molecule: messenger RNA, 2541 nt
Organism: Chrysochloris asiatica (Cape golden mole)
Lineage: Eukaryota; Metazoa; Chordata; Mammalia; Afrosoricida; Chrysochloridae
Gene: GPRASP2
Product: G protein-coupled receptor associated sorting protein 2
Exons: 2
Coding region: 1-2541 (846 amino acids)
Source: RefSeq, a predicted model, not a curated record
AUGACUGGGGCUGAGAUUGAGCCGUGCACCCAGGCCAAGUCUGAAAAGAAGGCUGGUGAAGAGGUUCAAGGUGGGGCUGAGAGGGAAACUGAAGUCCCUCUGGUGGUCAGACCCAAGGUUAGAACCCAAGCUGUGGCAAUAACUGGGGCACGGCCCAAAACUGAGACCAAGACAAUGGCUGGGGCACGCCCCAAAACUGAGACUAUGGCAAUAGCUGGGGCACGGCCCAAAACAGAAACUGUGGCAAUGGCUGGGACAAGGCACAAAACUGAGACCGUGGCAGUGGCUGGGGCAAGACCCAAAACUGAAGCCCUGACAAUGUCUGGAGCACGGCCUAAGACUGAGUGUAAGGCAAUAGCUGGAGCAAGGCCCAAGGAUGAAGUCCAGGCAUGGGCCCAGACUGAGUUUGGGGCUGAGGCAACAUCUGAGGCAGAGGAAGUCACCCAGUCAAAUGUGGUGACCUGGCCACUGGUCAGUACUGAGUCUAGACCAGUCACCAAAACUAAGGUGUUAUCUAUCGACAGGGACCUGGUUGAUGUGGAGGAUGAGGUCUUAUCUGGCACAAAUGUACAGGCCAGAAUCCAGCCCUGGUUUGGGUCAGGGGAGGAGAGUAAUAUGGGAUCUUGGUGCUAUCCCAGGCCAAGAGCCAAACAAGAGGCCUCAGAUGAGUCUGGAUUCUGGUCAGCAGAUGAGACUUCUACAGUGUCAUCUUUCUGGACAGGGGAAGAGACCAGUAUCAGAUCGUGGCCCAAGGAUGAGGCCAAUUCUAGGUCUAGGCACAGGGCUAAGCAACAGACCAAUACCCGGUCCAGGCCCAGGAUAAAGCAAGGACCCUGUAUUGAUUCUAGGUCUGGAUCUGAGGAUGAGGCUGGCAAUCUUUACUGCCUCUGGGCUGGAGAAAAUACCAAUACCUUGUCUAGGUCUAGAGCCAGGGAAGAGGCAAAUAUCAGGUCCAAGCUCAGGUCAAAGAGAGAGGACUGUUUUGAAUCUGGAUCUGAAGAAGAAUUUUAUAAGGAGUCCUGGUUUUUGCCUGAAGAGGCCAAUAGUAGAUAUAGGCCACGAGAUAAGAAAGAGUGUAAUACCAGUGCAAAGCCCAGGGCCCAGAAAGAUGCUAAUAAUAGGAAUAGGGUCAAACAAGAACCCAGAUCUGAGGAGGAGGUCAUUAUUGGUUCUUGGUUCUGGGCAGAAAAAGAGGCUGGAGCUGGGGCUGGGGCGUGCUAUGAAUCCAUGCCAGGGGCUGAGGAGGGAGCCAUUUUUAGAUCUUUGUUCUGGAAUGAUGAUGAGGCAAGUGUGGGAGCAGAGGCCAGAGAAGAGACCAGGCCAGAAUCUGAAGAAGAGGGCAUAUUUGGAUCCUGGUUCUGGGACAGAGAUGAGGCCUGUUUUGACCUAAAUCCAAGCCCUGUGUACAAGGCCAGUUGCCGAUUCAGUGGUUUGACUGAGCAGGAAGUUAAUGUACCAUCCAGGCCUCAAAGCUGGGAAGAGGUCACUGUUGAAUUUAAGCCUGUUCCUUGUCAUGGGCUUGGCUUCCCAUCCAUAAGCCCCUUUAGAAUUCCUGAAGAAGGAAUAUCUGAACUUUCUGAAAUGAUUGAGGGAAACCUCAAGCAAAAGGAACUAAGCCCAGAAAUGGAAGAACAAGAACCUAUGUGUCAGCCCAUUCAGAAUGAUCCUGACCCUAGGUUCCCAUUUCAGUAUGAGCCUACCUAUUUGUCAGUCAAGGAAAUUCGACAACAUCUUAAGGCCAAGGAGAGUGCAAAGCCUGAGAGUUGGUUAUGCAAGUGCAUACAGUGUGAGCUUGGGAUUGGUUCUGAAGAUUUUGAAGAUCUCCUUGUAUUAAUGGACAAAAUUCAGGAUCCUCUUAUUCAUGAGAUAACUAAAAUUGCAAUGGGUACAAAAAGUGCUUCUCAAUUUACCCGAGAUUUCAUUCGUGAUUCAGGUGUUGUCUCACUUAUUGAAACUUUGCUCAAUUAUCCCUCCUCUCGAGAUAGGACAAGGUUUUUGGAAAACCUGAUUCAUAUGGCUCCUCCUCAGCAAAAUCAAAACAUGAUUGAAACAUUCAUAUGUCAAGUUUGUGAGGAAACCCUUGCUCGUAACUUGGAUUCCCCUGAGCAGUUGUCUGGCAUAAAGAUGGUUAGAGACCUCACUACUACUACUGACUAUCACACACUGGUUACCAAUUAUAUGACGGGAUUUCUCACCUUAUUAGCUACAGGCAAUAGGAAAACAAGGUUUCACAUUCUGAAAGUGUUACUGAAUUUGUCUGAAAAUCCUAAUGUGGCAAAAAAUGUAUUCAGUAACAAAGCUCUAUCAAUAUUUCUAGGUCUCUUUAACACAAAAGAGACACAUGAUAAUAUUAAAAUUGUCAUUAAAAUGUUUCAGAAUAUCAGUAAUAAUAUAAAAAAGGGAGUGAUGAUGCCCUCAAUUGAUGAUGAUUUCAGUCUUGAACCACUUGUUUCUGCUUUCCAUGAACUUGAGGCAUUAGCUCAGGAAUUACAAGUCCAGAUAAACAAUCAAAAAGGUCGUAAGGGGGGGAAACGAAGUUAG